GAAGCUGCCUGCCUCCGGCGAGCCGCGGGUCCCGGGAAGCGCUUUCCCUGCCUCCGGCAGCCGCUUCCCCGGCGCAGGGGCCGCGGCGCGGGGCUCUCCCCGCCCCUCCCGCGCCAGGCGUGGCUGAGGCGCCCGAGUCCCGUCCGAGGGCCACCGCCUGCCGCGGGUGGCCGCGGGUUGUGGUGUGGGCCGCGGAAGUGCCGGAAUCCCCGUCCUGCCGUGGGAGCCAUGGCCGCAGGGAAGCCCCAGCCCGUGCCGGGCUCCGGCAGGCCGCGGCGACUGCCUGCCGAAGGACUCUUCACGCCUGGCCGCUACCUGAGGUAAAUUUUUCCAUAACCUUAUGGAGAAAAAGGACUUUGAAGCAUGGCUUGAUAACAUUUCUAUUACAUUUCUUUCUCUGACGGACUUGCAGAAAAAUGAAACUCUGGAUCACCUGAUUAGCUUGAGUGGAGCAGUCCAGCUCAGGCACCUCUCCAAUAAUCUAGAGAUUCUCCUCAAGAGGGACUUCCUCAAACUUCUUCCAUUGGAACUUAGUUUUUAUCUGUUAAAAUGGCUUGAUCCUCAGACCUUACUCACGUGUUGCCUCGUCUCUAAGCAGUGGAAUAAGGUUAUAAGUGCCUGUACAGAGGUGUGGCAGACUGCGUGUAAGAAUUUGGGUUGGCAAAUAGAUGACUCUGUUCAGGAUCCUCUGCAUUGGAAGAAGGUUUACCUAAAGGCUAUUUUAAGGAUGAAGCAACUGAAGGACCAUGAAGCCUUUGAGACAUCCUCUUUAAUUGGACACAGUGCCAGAGUAUAUGCACUUUACUAUAAAGAUGGACUUCUGUGUACAGGAUCAGAUGACUUGUCUGCAAAACUGUGGGAUGUAAGCACAGGUCAGUGCAUAUAUGGGAUCCAGACACACACUUGUGCUGCAGUGAAGUUUGAUGAACAAAAGCUUGUGACAGGAUCUUUUGAUAACACAGUAGCCUGUUGGGAAUGGAGCUCUGGGGCGAAGACACAACAUUUUAGAGGACAUACUGGUGCAGUUUUUAGUGUGGAUUACAAUGAUGAACUUGAUAUUCUGGUCAGUGGCUCUGCAGACUUCACUGUGAAAGUAUGGGCCUUAUCAACAGGAACGUGCCUGAACACCCUUACUGGACACACAGAAUGGGUCACCAAGGUAGUUUUGCAGAAGUGCAAAGUCAAAUCUCUUAUGCAUAGUCCUGGGGAUUAUAUUCUUCUCAGUGCAGAUAAGUAUGAAAUCAAGAUUUGGCCUAUUGGAAGGGAAAUAAACUGCAAGUGCUUAAAAACACUGUCUGUUUCUGAAGAUCGCAGCAUCUCCCUACAGCCCAGGCUGCACUUUGAUGGAAAAUACAUCGUGUGCAGUUCAGCACUAGGACUGUACCAGUGGGACUUUGCCAGCUAUGAUAUUCUCAGGGUUAUCAAACCUCCUGACUUCUCAAACGUGUCCUUGCUGGGCUUUGGAGAGAUAUUUGCUCUGCUGUUUGACAACAGAUACCUGUAUAUAAUGGACUUGAGGACAGAAAAACUGAUAAGCCGCUGGCCUCUACCAGAGUAUAGAAAAUCCAAGAGAGGUUCAAGCUUUUUGGCUGGUGAAAUGUCUUGGUUGAACGGACUCAAUGGUCAAAACGAUAUGGGCUUGGUUUUUGCCACCAGUAUGCCGGACCAUAGUAUCCACUUGGUGUUAUGGAAAGAACAUGGCUGAGAAGCUCACAUAUGCAGAAUCUUCAGGAAUCUAUGGACUGUCAGCAGCGUGUCCAUAAAAAAAAAUGAGACUUUGCAUGAACCAAAGUUGCACACCUAAUGGUAUCAUCAUGCAAUGCACAAUCAUUUACUUUUAUUUGGGCAUUUGGGAAUGGGUUGUUUUGGACAUAAUGCAAUACAGCAUGCUAACAGUAUUCACCACAAACUUCUGUCUGUACUCAUCUUUAAGCAUACCUGUUUGGGCUCUGAAGCACAGCUUGUAACUUUUAAACCACUAUUCACCAUCAAGUCUGAAAUGAAGAAGUAGUGCUUGACCUGACUUCUGACCUAUUUUUGUUGAUCAAACAGAAGGUGAAGCUAUUCUAGCACCGUAGGCUUUUGUACAUGUAACAGCAACUACUGGUUACAGUGCAUGGCUGCUUAACUCCAGUGAGAAGGUGACAAAACCUUUCUCUUUCCACUAUGAUUCUCUUCAAAAUGUUUUUUUCCCCUUAUGAUAGCUUCAAAUACUUUGAAAUAAAUAGAAGAAUCAAAUGCAUCCUUGAAUCUAGAAUCCAGUAACAAUUUAAGUUUGGGAACAUGCCAAUGUGAACUCUCCUCAGUGAGAAUGAACCAACUUUGUGAUUGAAAGCUCCAUCAGAUGAAAUUAACCUUAAGAGAACAUGACAGUAUUCAUCAUAUGUGCUGAUGGUAACUGGGAAUGGCUCAGUCAUUAUCCAGUACACCACAUUUCCUGUAGUUUGUGUGAGGGUAUAACUUGGUAAGCAGGUAGGUACAAAGGGGAAGAUGAUGUUCAAGCUCUAUGGCAAGAGCCACUCUCUUACAUUAAAUGAUGUCUAGCAGCCAUUCACUUUUCCCAGAAGUUGCAGUUAAUAGUCAUGCACUUGAAGUAGUUGCUACACCUAGAUUUGGGAAGCAAGGGCAAAUAACAGUGAGAAUGCCACUGUCUUUGGGGAAAAAAUAAAUUGAAGGCUGAGGAAAAGUGUAGGAGUAUAAAAAGGUCUUGUACUUUGUCACAGGAGACCUGGUGUACACAGGAAUUAACUAUUCAGUAGCCAAAUCCUACCCACAGAAUUUUUGUGGUAUUUGACAUGUACUUAAAAGCUGUAUCUAUGACAUCACAUGCUUUAGAAACGCUUUAGGUUGGUUUCCCUCCUCCCUUACAAUAAAAUCUCCCCUUAAUGUCUUUUAA
Pogoniulus pusillus (Red-fronted tinkerbird) is the source of this 2896-nucleotide messenger RNA. It is a transcript of the gene FBXW2, whose product is annotated as F-box and WD repeat domain containing 2. Gene Ontology annotation, molecular function: protein binding. The record is from RefSeq and is a predicted model, not a curated record. The transcript has 7 exons. Lineage: Eukaryota; Metazoa; Chordata; Aves; Piciformes; Lybiidae. Bases 341 to 1705 code for a protein of 454 amino acids.